AUAGAUGACAGCACACUGACCAAAAACAAAAAAUGAUAGCAUUGCAUAUUUUCCAAGAAAUGGAGAACUUAUUGGGCUAAAAAAUGGAUUGCAUGAGUACUAUAGGGCAGAAACUGGGCCUAAAUAAUUAAAAGGUUAAAUAAAGCCCGAAAAACCAGCAAGCCCAAUUGGUGGUUAUGUUUUGAAGAAGGAAAUAACAAUCGCGAUUUGCACAAUUGGUUUGAUUGAUUCCUCUGUUGCUGCAUUCUGUGGAAGCCAUUUUUGGAUCUGCUCUCUCUCAGGAAGGUGGUGGAUGGCAAAAAACAACAAAUACGCUUCCAUUAACUUCAACCACAUCUACGAAAAAACCAACCAACCGAAGAACCCUUCUCUUUCUCCUUCUCCGUCUUCUUCUUCUUCUUCUUCUUCCUCUUACUCUUCCGCUUCCUAUUCCUCUGUUUCUGCCCCCAACAAACCUCAUGGCCGAAUCCUUGUUCUAACCCGACCCACGCCCAAACCCGUUGCACCUCCCACACCGCCACCCUCUAACCCGAUCCAGAAGCAGUUACCCGAUCAACCUCCCUCGGAACCGGGAUCCGAAGCGAUCUCGCUGCGACCCUUGGGCCGAACCGGAACUGGGUCGUCUCUUUCGUCGGUUUCUGUUCUGAACCACGAUAAAGAGAAGGACUUGCCCUCUCCGCAGCCGCCGAAGACGGAUAAGUUUGUGCCGCCGCACCUUCGACCCGGGUUUGUGCCGAGGGAGGAAGGGCCUGGACCUGAACCGGUUCGGUUCAGGGAAAACGGUCGACCCAAAUCGGGUGGGCACGAGAGGAUGAGGAAGGGUGGUGGGCCUGAUGUGGGGAUCGUGGGUCGUGGGAACCGACCGAGUUCGAGUGGAUCAUGAAUGGUUAUGAAGUUGAAUUCUUUUCCAAGGACGAAGAUGAAGGUAUUUUGCUACAGAGAUGGGCUCUCUAUACCAAUUCAGUGCAUGUAUCCUUUGUCUCUCUGGAACUGACAUCAAUUUUCGGAAGAUGGGAUCUCAUAUCACGGAAGACGAAACCUGGUAGAUUUUCAGCACCUAACGUCGGACUUUAUGAUGAAAUUUGUUGUGCUUGUCGACGGCUUUGACACCCAAGUUCUUCUGUUGGUGUUUGGCCUUCUUUAACCACGUGGCAAUAGAGUAGAAUCUAUACACAAUACUUUUAAUUCCUAGCUAAACUGUUUUUUUGACUGUUCUCAAGGACAUGCAUUUUGUACUUUGAACAUGUGUUGUUUGAGAGAAGAUUCAAUCGUUUCUAUUACUUUAUCACAUUCUCGCUUGGCCUUUUCAGUGCCUAAAAAUGUCUUACAUAUUCAACUCAGCAAGGCUCAUAUGACGUUUACAUUUGUUUGUUUGUUGAGUACAGUGAAUAUGGCCAGUAAUCAAAAGUAACGAAUAAUCUACAAUUUCGUUACGAUGUUGAUAAAGCUUAUAAUGAUUUUUAUAAUGUCGAUUAUUAAAUGAGUAUGUCAUCGCAAUUUUUAUUUUGUAAAAUAAUGUGAUUAAUGUGAGAUGUCAUAAUCAUGUUUCU
Abrus precatorius (Indian licorice) is the source of this 1550-nucleotide messenger RNA. RefSeq names its product serine/arginine repetitive matrix protein 2. The record is from RefSeq and is a predicted model, not a curated record. The coding region runs from base 293 to 883 and encodes 196 amino acids. Lineage: Eukaryota; Viridiplantae; Streptophyta; Magnoliopsida; Fabales; Fabaceae. The transcript is spliced from 2 exons.